ACACAACCAAAUUCGAACACAACUCAACUGAAUCACUACUUCAAAACCAAGUAAAAGAAGAAUGGCCAAGGGAAACAAAAGGAUGGCUGUCCUAGUUGGGUGCAACUACCCAAACACCCCAAAUGAGUUGCAUGGAUGCAUCAACGAUGUGUUGAGCAUGCAAAAGACUCUCGUGACUCGGUUUCGAUUCGAUCCGAACCGAAUUGAGCUCCUGACGGAUGCUCCGGGAUCCACAGUGUUGCCAACAGGAGAAAACAUAAAGAAGGCUCUUGGGAAGAUGAUUGAUGAGGCUGCAGCUGGGGAUGUUCUGUUUUUUCAUUAUAGUGGCCAUGGCACGCGGAUCCCUUCUGUCAAGCCUCGCCAUCCGUUUCGUAAAGAUGAAGCCAUUGUUCCUUGUGACUUCAAUCUCAUCACAGAUGUGGACUUUCGGGAGCUAGUAAAUCGGCUACCUGAGGGAGCAAGCUUCACAAUCAUCUCAGAUUCCUGCCACAGCGGAGGCUUGAUUGACAAAGAAAAAGAACAAAUCGGGCCUGACAAGAUCCUUGAGAAAGGCGCGUCAGACGUUACACACAAGCCUAAAGCCAUACCCUUUGACACAAUUCUACAACACCUUUCUGCAUUGACAAACAUCAACACAUCCGAUCUAGGCACCCACUUGCUAGAGAUUUUUGGAAGCAAUGCAAGCUCCAAGUUCAGUUUGCCUCAUGACGAGCAACAAACGCUGCAUCCAGACUCAGGCGUUCUGCUUAGCGGGUGCCAAGCGAAUGAGACAUCGGCUGAUAUCUCCGGUUCAAGUGGAGGGGAGAACAAGGCUUACGGAGCAUUCAGUAAUGCUGUUCAGAUGGUGUUGAAGGAAAACUCAGGUGCUUUGAGUAACAAAGAGACUGUGAUGCUGGCUAGGAGUGUUCUGCAGAGGCAGCGUGUGGAACAACACCCUUGUUUGUAUUGCAGCGAUGAAAAUGCUACAAAAUCCUUCUUGUGUCAACCCCAAGAAAGCAUCUCAGAUAUGUGAGCAACAUGGUAAGUGCUACCUGUGUUAAUUUCUAAGAUAAAUGUGCAACGUAUUUCUGUUUCAA
This is a messenger RNA of Daucus carota subsp. sativus, 1076 nucleotides long. Its product is annotated as metacaspase-9. Lineage: Eukaryota; Viridiplantae; Streptophyta; Magnoliopsida; Apiales; Apiaceae. The record is from RefSeq and is a predicted model, not a curated record. The coding region runs from base 62 to 1012 and encodes 316 amino acids. Gene Ontology annotation, molecular function: cysteine-type endopeptidase activity. Gene Ontology annotation, biological process: proteolysis. The transcript has 2 exons.